AUGCGAGCGGUCCUCUCCCUCCUCCUCCUCCUCGCGGCGUCGGUCCCCGCCGCGGCGUCGGCGCGCGGUUGGGAUCGCACGCGCGUGCCCCCGUGGGCCGCCCGGCGCGCGCGGAUGCGCGGGGGUACCCUGAAGAACGUCCUCUGCCUCGUCACCGACUGCGACAAGUCCAACCCGCUGCCCGAGCGAAGACCCGGCGGGCCCUACGCCCACUUUGGGCCAUACGAAACGACGCUCGUCGAGUUGGACGCGUCGCGGACAAUCAUGUACGGCUUCUCCGGCGCGCUCGUCGCGUGCCCGGUGGCGCGGGGGACCAGGGCGAUGCCCCUCCCGGGCGACCCCGCCGCGUUCAAAACUUCACACCACGGCAAAGGCGCCACCGUCCCCGGCUUGUCUUGGAGCUACGGCGGCGAAGGGGACUGCGCGGGCGUCGAGGGCAUCGCCAGCGCCGUCGACGGCUUCGGACCCGAGUGGUACGGCGAGCUGCCCGACUACGGGUACUGGCUCCCCGAACUCCUGGAGCACUUCGCGUCGUGGGGGGUGGUCACAGCGUGUCCGUUUCUACGCGGCGUUCCCGACGGAGCCGCCGGAGCGACCGCCACCGUCAACGCCGCGCGCAUGCUCGUAGACCUCCAGCCGUGCGGCCCCGGGGUCGUCGUCGACGCGGGGAAGCUCGGCGUGGCCGGGUACUCGCUCGGCGCGGGUCGCGCGGUGAGGGGCGCGGCGUCCGCGCCCGACGCCAUCGCCGCGGUGGUCGCGCUUCACACCUGGGAGCUGGCGCAAAACAACUACGAUGCCAGCGUCAAAGCGCCGCUCAUGCUGCUGAGCGGCACGGACGACACCAACGCACCGUUCGCGAACACGCUGAGGACGUACCGCGCGGCGCGUGGGCCGAAGAUCGUCGGGGCGUUGCGGGGGGGGAACCACUACACGUCGCCGAGAUUUUGGGUCGGGCCGACUACGGCGUUCUUGUUGACGCAUCUGGCGGGGGACGCGAGGGCGGAGAGGUACGCGUGGGGGGACGAGGGUUUGGGGUUCGGGAGCGAUAUCAUCACGUGGCAACGGAGGGACUGCGACUGGUGGAGGAGCAAGGAGGACGACGCGUGCAAGUCGUGA
Molecule: messenger RNA, 1116 nt
Organism: Micromonas commoda
Lineage: Eukaryota; Viridiplantae; Chlorophyta; Mamiellophyceae; Mamiellales; Mamiellaceae
Exons: 1
Coding region: 1-1116 (371 amino acids)
Molecular function (GO): hydrolase activity
Source: RefSeq, a predicted model, not a curated record